Messenger RNA from Nestor notabilis (Kea), 3998 nucleotides. Its product is annotated as collagen alpha-1(I) chain-like. The record is from RefSeq and is a predicted model, not a curated record. Gene Ontology annotation, molecular function: protein binding; extracellular matrix structural constituent. Lineage: Eukaryota; Metazoa; Chordata; Aves; Psittaciformes; Psittacidae.
UCCAAACUGGAAGCUGCAUACAGGAUGGUCUAACAUACAACGACAAGGAUGUGUGGAAACCAGAACCCUGCCAGAUCUGUGUCUGUGACAGCGGCAACAUCCUCUGCGACGAGGUGAUCUGUGAGGACACCUCCGACUGCCCCAACGCUGAGAUCCCUUUUGGAGAGUGCUGCCCCAUCUGUCCCGACACCGACGCCUCCCCUGUCUAUCCAGAAAGCGCUGGAGUAGAGGGUCCUAAGGGAGACACCGGCCCCAAAGGAGACAGGGGACUCCCCGGCCCCCCUGGCAGAGAUGGUAUUCCCGGACAGCCUGGCCUACCGGGCCCCCCUGGCCCCCCCGGCCCUCCAGGCCUCGGCGGAAACUUUGCUCCUCAAAGGUCUUAUGGCUACGACGAGAAAGCCGGUGGCAUGGCUGUGCCCGGCCCCAUGGGUCCUGCUGGCCCCCGCGGUCUCCCUGGCCCUCCUGGUGCUCCUGGUCCUCAAGGUUUCCAAGGUCCUCCUGGUGAACCUGGAGAGCCUGGUGCUUCUGGUCCCAUGGGUCCCCGUGGUCCUGCUGGCCCCCCUGGCAAGAACGGAGAUGAUGGUGAAGCUGGGAAGCCUGGCCGCCCUGGAGAGCGCGGUCCCCCUGGCCCCCAGGGUGCACGUGGUCUCCCAGGAACUGCCGGUCUGCCAGGCAUGAAGGGUCACAGAGGCUUCAGUGGUCUGGAUGGUGCUAAGGGUGAGCCCGGUCCUGCUGGCCCCAAGGGCGAGCCUGGCAGCCCUGGGGAGAAUGGAGCUCCUGGGCAGAUGGGUCCUCGUGGUCUUCCCGGCGAGAGAGGCCGUCCUGGUCCAUCUGGCCCCGCUGGUGCUCGUGGUAACGAUGGUGCUCCUGGUGCUGCCGGUCCUCCUGGUCCAACUGGCCCAGCUGGUCCCCCCGGCUUCCCUGGUGCUGCUGGUGCUAAGGGUGAAACUGGUCCCCAGGGUGCUCGUGGCAGUGAAGGUCCCCAGGGUGCCCGCGGUGAGCCUGGUCCCCCCGGCCCUGCUGGCGCCGCUGGUCCUGCUGGCAACCCCGGUGCUGAUGGUCAACCUGGUGCCAAGGGUGCAACUGGUGCUCCAGGCAUUGCGGGUGCUCCUGGCUUCCCUGGUGCCCGUGGUCCCUCUGGACCCCAGGGUCCCAGCGGUGCCCCUGGCCCCAAGGGUAACAGCGGUGAACCCGGUGCUCCAGGCAACAAGGGAGACACUGGUGCCAAAGGCGAACCCGGUCCCGCUGGUGUCCAAGGUCCACCUGGCCCAGCUGGUGAGGAAGGCAAGAGAGGAGCUCGUGGUGAGCCCGGCCCUGCUGGGCUUCCCGGCCCUGCCGGUGAACGUGGUGCUCCAGGCAGCCGUGGUUUCCCUGGUGCUGAUGGAAUCGCUGGUCCCAAGGGUCCCCCCGGCGAGCGCGGCUCCCCCGGCCCCGUUGGCCCCAAAGGAUCUCCCGGUGAAGCUGGACGCCCUGGGGAGCCCGGCCUGCCGGGUGCCAAGGGUCCUGCUGGUCAAGAUGGCCGCCCUGGUCCCCCCGGCCCCCCUGGAGCCAGAGGUCAAGCUGGUGUGAUGGGUUUCCCUGGUCCCAAAGGUGCUGCGGGUGAGCCUGGCAAACCCGGUGAGAGGGGUGCUCCCGGCCCCCCCGGCGCCGUGGGUGCUGCUGGCAAAGAUGGUGAAGCUGGUGCCCAAGGUCCUCCUGGCCCUACCGGUCCUGCUGGAGAAAGAGGUGAACAAGGUCCCGCUGGUGCUCCUGGCUUCCAGGGGGAGGGGGGUCUGCCGGGCCCCGCUGGCCCCCCCGGUGAAGCUGGCAAGCCUGGUGAGCAGGGUGUCCCUGGAGAUGCCGGUGCCCCUGGUCCCGCCGGUGCCAGGGGCGAGAGAGGAUUCCCUGGAGAACGUGGUGUCCAAGGGCCCCCCGGUCCCCAAGGUCCUCGUGGUGCUAACGGUGCUCCUGGUAACGAUGGUGCUAAGGGUGAUGCUGGUGCUCCUGGUGCCCCUGGGAACCAAGGGCCCCCCGGUCUGCAGGGUAUGCCCGGAGAGCGUGGUGCUGCCGGCCUGCCAGGCGCCAAGGGUGACAGAGGUGACCCUGGCCCCAAAGGUGCUGACGGCGCUCCUGGUAAAGACGGUCUCCGAGGUCUGACUGGUCCCAUCGGCCCCCCCGGCCCCGCUGGUGCUCCCGGUGACAAGGGUGAAGCUGGUCCCCCGGGUCCUGCUGGUCCCACUGGUGCCCGUGGUGCUCCCGGUGCUGUUGGUGCUCCUGGUCCCAAAGGUGCUCGCGGUAGUGCUGGACCCCCUGGUGCUACUGGUUUUCCUGGUGCUGCUGGAAGAGUCGGUCCCCCCGGCCCCUCUGGGAACAUUGGUCUCCCUGGCCCCCCUGGCCCCAGCGGGAAGGAAGGUGGCAAAGGACCCCGUGGUGAAACUGGCCCUGCUGGCCGCCCUGGUGAGCCUGGCCCUGCCGGCCCCCCUGGGCCCCCUGGCGAGAAGGGCUCCCCUGGUGCUGAUGGACCCAUCGGUGCUCCCGGCACUCCCGGACCCCAAGGUAUCGCCGGUCAGCGUGGUGUCGUUGGUCUCCCUGGACAGAGAGGCGAGAGAGGCUUCCCUGGGCUGCCCGGCCCCUCGGGCGAACCUGGCAAACAAGGUCCCUCUGGUUCUCCUGGUGAGCGCGGUCCUCCCGGCCCCAUGGGCCCCCCUGGCCUGGCUGGACCCCCCGGUGAAGCUGGACGUGAGGGUGCUCCUGGUGCUGAAGGUGCCCCUGGUCGUGAUGGUGCUGCUGGUCCCAAGGGUGAUCGUGGAGAGACUGGCCCUGCCGGCCCCCCUGGUGCUCCCGGUGCCCCUGGUGCCCCUGGCCCCGUUGGUCCUGCUGGCAAGCAUGGAGAUCGCGGUGAGACUGGUCCUCAAGGUCCCGCUGGCCCCCCUGGUCCUGCUGGUGCUCGUGGCCCUGCUGGUCCACAAGGUCCCCGUGGUGACAAAGGUGAAACCGGUGAACAGGGUGACAGAGGCAUGAAGGGUCAUAGAGGCUUCUCUGGUCUCCAGGGCCCACCUGGUCCUCCUGGCUCUCCUGGUGAACAAGGUCCUUCUGGUGCUUCUGGUCCCGCUGGCCCAAGGGGUCCUCCUGGCUCUGCUGGUGCUGCUGGCAAAGAUGGUCUCAAUGGGCUGCCUGGUCCCAUCGGUCCCCCUGGCCCCCGUGGUCGCACCGGUGAUGUCGGCCCUGUCCAGCCGCCCCAGGAGAAGGCUCAUGACGGUGGGCGCUACUACAGAGCCGACGAUGCCAACGUGAUGCGCGACCGGGACCUGGAGGUUGACACCACUCUCAAGAGCCUGAGCCAACAAAUUGAGAACAUCCGCAGCCCCGAGGGCACCCGCAAGAACCCUGCCCGUACCUGCCGCGACCUGAAGAUGUGCCACGGCGACUGGAAGAGUGGUGAAUACUGGAUUGACCCCAACCAAGGCUGCAACCUGGAUGCUAUCAAGGUCUACUGUAACAUGGAGACGGGUGAGACGUGUGUCUACCCAACCCAGGCCACCAUUGCCCAGAAGAACUGGUACCUCAGCAAGAACCCCAAGGAGAAGAAGCACAUCUGGUUUGGCGAGACAAUGAGCGAUGGCUUCCAGUUCGAGUACGGUGGUGAGGGCUCCAACCCCGCUGACGUCGCCAUCCAGCUGACCUUCCUCCGCCUGAUGUCCACUGAGGCCUCCCAGAACAUCACCUACCACUGCAAGAACAGCGUCGCGUACAUGGACCAGGACACUGGCAACCUGAAGAAGGCCCUUCUCCUCCAAGGCGCCAAUGAGAUUGAGAUAAGGGCUGAAGGCAACCGCCGCUUCGCCCACGGAGUCACUGUGAGCUCCCCACAGAGUCACACUGGCACCUGGGGCAAGACAGUCAUCGAGUACAAGACAACGAAGACCUCUCGCCUGCCCAUCAUCGAUUUGGCUCCCAUGGACGUUGGCACUCCAGACCAGGAAUUCGGCAUCGACAUUGGCCCCGUCUGCUUCUUGUAA